Molecule: messenger RNA, 2319 nt
Organism: Strongyloides ratti
Lineage: Eukaryota; Metazoa; Nematoda; Chromadorea; Rhabditida; Strongyloididae
Product: Nuclear hormone receptor, ligand-binding, core domain and Zinc finger, nuclear hormone receptor-type domain and Steroid hormone receptor family and Nuclear hormone receptor, ligand-binding domain and Zinc finger, NHR/GATA-type domain-containing protein
Exons: 4
Coding region: 1-2319 (772 amino acids)
Biological process (GO): hormone-mediated signaling pathway; positive regulation of transcription by RNA polymerase II; negative regulation of transcription by RNA polymerase II
Molecular function (GO): nuclear receptor activity; zinc ion binding; RNA polymerase II cis-regulatory region sequence-specific DNA binding
Source: RefSeq, a predicted model, not a curated record
AUGGAUGCUUUUCAAUUAAUGACAAGUAUAUUAUCACAAAAUUUAAACAAUCAAAAUGGUGUUCAGACAAAUUCAUUUAGAAUAUCACCUUUAACAACAGUUAAUUGUAUUUUUCCUGCAACAGCUGCCGCUGCUGAAGCUGCUGGUCUUCAUGCAACAGCUACCUUCUCCACAGAUUCCUCCUCAAUUCAAUCAGCAUCUGGAAGUUCCAGGACAACAAUAUCAUCACUACCAAAUGAAGAAGCUAAAACAACAGCAACGGUAAUUGGUAAUAAUCAUAAUAAUUCAUUUGGUUCAAUGACAAAUAUCCUAGCAAUACCUAAUAAUAUUCGAGCAUCAAUACAAUCAGCUUUUAAACCAAUUUCUGGAAAUCAACAACAGAUAAAUAAUUACCCCACUACCACUUUAAGAGAUGAAUUUCCACAAAAUUUUUUUAGUAAUGCUUUUGCAAAUUUAAUUACACCUCCUGAUUUAUCUGAAUCAACAACCAGUUCCUCAAAUGAUAAUUCCACAACAUCAUCCUCCCCUGAUAGUACGUUAGCAAAAACAACAUUUCUUUGUCAGGUUUGUUCUGAUAAAGCUUCCGGUUUUCACUAUGGUGUCUUUGCUUGUGAAGGUUGCAAAGGAUUCUUUAGAAGAUCAAUUCAGCAAAAAAUUCAAUACCGACCUUGCUCUAAAAGUCAACAAUGUGCCAUUGUACGUAACAAUAGAAAUCGUUGUCAAUAUUGCAGACUUCAAAAAUGCAUUGCCGUUGGCAUGUCUCGAGACGCUGUACGCUUUGGAAGGGUACCUAAAAAAGAAAAAGUUAAGAUGGUUGAAGAGAUGCAAAAAGCUAGUGUUAGAUCACAUCUUGAUUCAUUAGCUGUUGAGUUAGAAGAUGAUCAAGCUCUUGUUUCUGGAAUUGAGAUGGGAUUCAAAGAAUUGCGAAGGUCUGUUCAAAUGACUUUAUCAAUGAGUAUUAGUCAAAGAAUUAGUGAAUUAACUAGUGGAAUAUCUGGUUCAUCAUGGCAUACAACAACUUUGGAUCCAAAUCAAUUUAAUCCAUUAAUAGAGCAUGUUUAUAAUUUUUCUAAAUCAGUCAAAGGAUUCCAUUUAUUAUUCCCAAAAGAUCAAGUUCAAUUAUUAGGAAAAUCAUUAUAUCAAAUAUAUCUUAUUCAAUUAUCAAUUCUUCAUCCAGAAGAAUAUUUAAAUUCACUUACAGCUGUUCCAUUAACAAAUCCAUUGACAAAUUAUAUAUUUCUUCAUAAUUAUUUACCAUCAGAUCAUGGUAAUUUAUUAAAAGAUAGUAUUAUGGAAUUUAUUCAAAGAUUUAGGAUGAUGAAUUUAAAUGAAAAACAAAUAGCUAUAUUUACAGCUUUAAUUAUGUGCCAACCAGAGAAUGGUGUAACAACAACAACCCAAUGGCAACAGGCAUCAAUGGUUAAAAUGUUACAGGAAAAAUUAUGGGUUGCCUUACAACAAAGUCUUAUACCAUUAAAUCCUGAUCCAAUGUUUUCAUUGACAAAUCCUUUAUUAGUUCAAUCAUUAUUAGCUAGUUUUAAUGAUUUAAGAAAUCUUGCAAAUAGUCAUAUAGAUAAGUUAUCUAGAAUACAGGUAACAACUAAACUUCAUCAAAAUUUAGUACAACAAAUACCAUAUUUUCAACCAUUUACUACUUCAGCAACAGUUGGUCCUAUUAUUGUACAACAAGGAACACCAAGUCAUAACAUAUCAACAAUAUCUUUACCAUCUCCAAGUCUUUCUUCAACAUCCUCAAUUCAAUCAUCUAAUAAUAAUACUAUAUUAGGAAAAAAUAAUACUAUUUCAUCAGUUGUUUCAAUUGUUGGAAUAUCUGGAAAUAAUAGUAAAAAUAAUAAUAAUAGUAUUAAUAGUAAUAAUAAUAGUAAUAGUAGUAGUUUAGCUGAUGAUAUGCCAUGUUUAAGAAAAGCAUUGGAAAAACCACCAACAAUAAAUAUUAAUAAUGAUAUUAAUAAAAGGGGUACAAUAAUUAUAACAAAAUCUAUUGAUAGUAAUGAAAAUAAUAAUUUAAGAAAUGAGAAUGUACAACUAAAAGAAAGGUAUAGAACAAUUUCAUCAUUAUUGGAGACACCAAGUAUUAUAAAAAAUGAUAAUUUUUAUUCAUCAGAUGGGUAUAAAAGAAAUCAUGUAACUAGUAUAACAGAAAUUGUUAACAGUGUCGCUAGUAAUUAUACAAAUAAUGAUACAACUAAAAAUGAUAUUAUUAAAGAUGAAGUUAUUGUUGAUCAUUCCUCUACCCCUAUUAUUGAGGGUAUUGAUGAUGAACCAUUAGAUUUAUGUAUUAGAAAAGACAAAAAUUAA